CAAGCAAGUUCCAGACAGUUGCUCAAAAAAAUAAUUUAUUUUAUUUACCAUCUGACAAGUGAUCUUCCCUCUCUACUACCUACCUCACCUCCCAUCAACAACUCACGUAACCUCUGGCUUCUGCGUCGCUUGCCACUUACACCUCAACCCGAACCAACCAAUUCCCAUCCCACACCACACCACACCACGCAUGAGCCCACCACUACCUUGACUCUCGUGCUUGAACCCUAUCCGCAACGGCUUACAGUUGCUUUGCACCUCCAGAGCUCAGUGCUUUUUGUUUUCUUUCACUACAUCAACUUGUGUACUGGCAAUCCCGCUUUCUGGCCUUGACCAACGACACCUCUUAUCAUAUACACUUGUGCAGGAAUGGCCUCUACAAAGGAGAUGUCCGUGACGACGACGAGGCCAUUGUCCCAGCAUCGUCAAUCGAUACCCGGCUCUACGAACCCCCUAUCUGCUACCCGACCGUCGUCUCACUCGCGCAACAGCUCCCACUCCCACGCCCACUCGGCUUUAUCCGGUUCCCUCAACGCUUCCCACCGCAUCAAUCGCCGUAAGAGUAUAACAAACAAUGGUACCAAUGUCGCGGCCGUCGCUGCUGCUCUGGCUGAGGCUGGCGACAAGAUGACCCCCCUUCCCAUGACGAUCAACGGUCGCCGUGGUACUGUCUCCAAGUCGGCUACUGUCAGGUCCGCUAUCGCUGGAAGCCUGCCUUCUCCACCCGCUAGCCUGCCUACACACAAGUUCAUGAUGUCCGGAAAACCGGAAGGCCAGGACAGCGCAAUUGAUGAUGAUUCCAACGAGAUGUCUGCUGAGGAAGGCGAGAACGGGUUCGAGCAGGCUCGCGUUCGACGUGCUAGCGACGGACAGCCUCUUACCAAGGACGGCAAGAAGAGCAGCCGCGUCGAGCUUCACUGCGACAAGUGCGGAAAAACAUACAAGCACAGCAGCUGUUUGACAAAGCAUUUGUGGGAGCACACUCCCGAGUGGUCGUACACAUCCAAGCUGCUCAUCUCCAAGCACCAACAAGUGCAGCUUCUCGAGGCUGCUUCGGUGCUCGUCCAGAUGAACAUCAUCAAGGAUGAAUCCACCCCUCCGGACUCCGCCCGAGACUUCGGCAGCGAACCCGAAUCAGCAGCAUCGCCGGCUGCCUCGGGAUAUUCGGACCAACACGAUGGGCGAAGCUCGGCCGACACAACCCCGCCACCACAGGCCGAAACUUACCACGGUGGUUUCGUAUUCCGCAAUGCCAAGAGAUCGAGCAAUGGUAGUGCCUAUGCGCGAUCAUAUCAGUCUGCUGCUUCAAACGGCUUCCUGUCUGGCAGCAUUUCCAACGCUUCUGGGUUCGGCCACAACCGCCAUGGUAGUAUUGAUGUCCGUCCCACGUCUUCUGGAUUGGGCAGCUCUGGCCAAGAGGACAAGGACCUUGCAGCCGCCGUUGAACUGCUUAGUUGCAGCUUCGGCAGCAGUGGCGGUUCCCGGGACACGAGGCUUCCCGACGAUGCUCCACCGGUUCCCCCAUUGCCCGCCCAAUACCUUGACCAGGCGGCCUUCCCCAGCACCAGCUUUCUUAACAGCUACUCGGCACGGCAGAUGCCCGAGAGCUUCACACGCGGACAAUACCGUCACGCAGAAGACGUGAAGAUGGAAGACAGCGAGAUGGACGGGACGCAUGUUAUGAACCUUCUACUAUGGCAUCUGUUGUUUCUUUUGUAACCGCGAACCUAUACCAAUUUUGUAAACGUGGUGGUUCGGCUCCGCUAUCGAAACCUCAGCACCGAAGAGUGGACAACUUAUGGUCACCAUGAUAUGAGAUGACUAAAGAAUAGGCCACGAGGUUAAAGUGAGGAUCGGAAAAGAGCGUCGAGCGAACACCCUAAUUAAGCACAUUGAAGCUGAUCCAGAGGGAUUAUGAGGCGCCCAAGCAGGAGAUGUAACCAUAGGACAAGACACUCCUUCGCCCAUGUAUGAAUCAAAUG
Messenger RNA from Truncatella angustata, 1982 nucleotides. RefSeq lists its product as uncharacterized. The transcript has 4 exons. The record is from RefSeq and is a predicted model, not a curated record. NCBI's taxonomy places the organism in Eukaryota, Fungi, Ascomycota, Sordariomycetes, Amphisphaeriales, Sporocadaceae. The coding region runs from base 370 to 1719 and encodes 449 amino acids.